Molecule: messenger RNA, 636 nt
Organism: Capsicum annuum
Lineage: Eukaryota; Viridiplantae; Streptophyta; Magnoliopsida; Solanales; Solanaceae
Exons: 3
Coding region: 1-636 (211 amino acids)
Source: RefSeq, a predicted model, not a curated record
AUGGUUGUGGUUCUAGUAUAUGUGGAUGAUCUUCUAAUUACUGGUGACAAUGCAAACAUAAUAAGUGCAUCAAAAGGUACUCUACAUCAACAAUUUGAACUUAAGGAUUUAGGUGAGCUCAAGUAUUUCUUAGGCAUUGAAGUGUUGAGAUCUGCAAGUGGAGUGAAAUUGAACCAGAGAAAAUACAUCUUCGAGCUUAUAUCUAACAUAGGGCUUGCUGGUGCUAAACCAACCUUUACUCCAUUAGAGACUAAUAUCAAGCUAAAGUUUAUUGAAGUAGAUGAAGCAACAGGUGUUAGAGGAUAUGCUGUUCUAAAGGAUAUGACAUCAUAUCAAAGGCUUAUUGGAAAGCUAAUAUAUGCAACAAUAACAAGACCUGACAUCAGUUAUGCUGUGCAAACCUUAAGUCAAUAUAUGCAACAACCUAAGAAGUCCCAUUUAGAAGAUGCAAACAGGGCUCAACCUACUGCAGAGCUGCUUUGCUGGUUUGACUCAGAUUGGGCAGCAUACCCAAACACUAGGAGGUCUAUUACAGGUUAUGUGGAGCUGAAGGCCGAGCAUAUGAGACCUGGUGGAUUGCUUCAGAGGUUACUCAUUUUUGAGUGGAAGUGGAACGGAUCACAAUGGACUUUGUGA